Lachancea meyersii CBS 8951 is the source of this 1800-nucleotide messenger RNA. Lineage: Eukaryota; Fungi; Ascomycota; Saccharomycetes; Saccharomycetales; Saccharomycetaceae. The record is from the annotation of a GenBank genome assembly.
AUGUCAGAAGCUUCGAUCAGAUCUCUACUAGAAAUGGGUAUCACCCGAGAGGUGGCCAUUGAAGCCUUGGCCAAGACCAAUGGAAACAUCGAGGCUUCGGUGAACUACAUAUUCUCAGGCGAGCUACCGCAGCAGGAUGCUCAAGUGGACACCGUAGAGCUUCGAAGCUACCCACAGCCUGAAGAAAACGCAGAAUUCGUGGAAAACGCAGUGGCUGCGGUGGACUCGAGCCAAUCUGAAAACGAGUCGACCAAUUGGCCAGAUUCGAACCCUGUGCCAAGCUACGAGGACCGUUUGGUGCAACACACAAAAAACAAGCCAGAUGACCCGAUUGUGGUUCAAAUGGGAUCUGAGAAUUCCAUAAUGGAAAACUAUUUUGCUCUUUUCUGCUUAGCUGUCGGUUUCGGGUUUCCUCAUAAAUUCUUGGAGCCGGACUUCAAAGACUUAGUUUAUUGUAAAGACUGGUACCAGGGCCAUUCGCUUAAACCAAAAUUUAGGAUCAAGUUCGAGUCGAAUGAAACGGUCGCUAUUGUCCCACAGGAAGAGCUCACGGGGCAAGAUAGCCUAGUUCUGCAACCCGAGCUUUUGUGGCAGUUCCAGAAACUACUAGCGAUUCAAAACGUACCCAGUUGUCAAAGAAAGUUUGUAAGCUCGAAAUUUUUGACUAAAGCCUUAGAGCCACAGGUUGUGGACAAAUUGAACAACUGUGAUCAUCUACACGACGUAUUGCCUUCCUUCAUCAAAAGCCUCGCCACAGAUGCAGAACUCUGUCCAGGCGUUUCUUCGAUAAAGGAGCUUUUCAUUUCAACUGCCUACUAUAAACCUCCCUCGGAGCCGGACAUGGUAGAGACUCUUGUGUCGCUUUUGCACUUCAUGCCAGAAGAGUACGAAUCCAACCUCUACAAGAUGUUCAAUGCGCUACUGUUCCCAGACGACAACGACUCUACUUCGGACCUAGAGGACAGUCAAAAUUCUCUAGGUAAUCUUGCGCCCUUGAUAACGAUUGUUUUUGACGAGAUGGAUGAGAGCACUGAAAGUGCAAACCUCGCUAAUGGAGUCGAGGUGCCGCUCGAAUUCUACCCUCAAAUUUAUACUGAAAAGGCCAAAAAACUUCUCAUAAAUGAUAUUUUGAUGAAAUCUCGAGAGGCUCAAGCGGAGGCCCGCGAAGCCUUACGCACUUUAAGCGAUUUGAAAAGUUACCAAGGAAAACACAUCCAUUCGUUCCUCAAUAGCACACUUGACUUUAUUGCAAAAGACGCCAAAUCAAUCUCGCAACAGCCAGAGGUCGCUGCUCUAGUCAGCUCGUUGGAAUUGCUUAAGGAAAACCUGGGUUCUCGAAAGACAACCAAAAUGGCCGAGUACAAGGCUUUGACGCAGAAAAUCAACAACGAGUUCAAUUUGUCACACCCAGAACUUGGUAUUAUAGAGGCAGCCACAAGGCUAGGAAUCAUCGACGAGCCUUACUUACUCACCACCGCAGUUAUAUCACCUGCCAAUUAUUUUCUACGUCAAAGAAACGGACAAUGGCACCAUGUUGUGACCAGAAGUGCAACAGGCGAUAUAGAUGUUAUUCCGGCUACACCGAAAGACGUUUUAUACACAAUUCGCUUGCACACAAGGACUGCAUCGGAAACACCGCUCAUGUUCACCUACUUCAAGAAAAGUGCCAUUGAUAGCGAUGAGAUGGUAAAGGAGACUAUACAAAAAAAUGGCGGGUGCUUCAAUUUCGCCAGGAAAGACCAAAAAGCUCUUGAAGAUUCAGCCAUUGUGGUCGAAAAAGAACAAUUGAUGGAUUUAUGA